UCUCUCUCUCUCUCUCUCUGUAUAAAAGAGACAAUCAAAACGAGAUUGCUAAAGAAGAGGAGUUAAGGAAGCAGAUAGAAUGAGAAUACAGGAAAGAGGCCAAAAAAGCUAGACCUGGAUUGGAUCUAUAAAGAAAGACAGAUUGCUGAUUUGGAGCUUGGAGAAUAACGACAUUGGAUGGUUGAUAUGGAUGCUUCAUCAACGUCGCUGACCCAAAACUCUUCUCCAAUUCCUCCUUCACCUUCUUAUUCUUCUUCCUCCAUCAUUACUAAUUACCCUCUCAUUUCUGCUAUCGUUGCAUUUAUUAUCGCGCAAGCCUGCAAGUUCUUACUUAUCUGGUACACAGAAAGACGAUGGGAUGCUAAACAACUCGUAGGCUCUGGUGGGAUGCCAUCUUCACAUUCUUCUACGGUCACUGCUCUUGCUAUAGCUAUUGGGAUCCAAGAUGGCUUUGGAGGACCAUUGUUUGCAACCGCAAUGAUCUUAGCAUGUGUUGUGAUGUGUGAUGCAUCUGGUGUUAGGUUGCAUGCUGGACGCCAAGCUGAGGUGCUCAAUCAAAUUGUAUAUGAACUUCCAGCUGAACAUCCAUUAGCUGACACCAGACCAUUGCGUGAACUUCUUGGUCAUACCCCUCCUCAGGUUAUUGCUGGUUCAUUUGUGGGAUGUGUCAUAGCAGUUAUUGGGAACUUUAUCAGGAAAGCCACUGCUCAAACUUGAUAUGGAUAUCAUGCAGAAGAACUUUGAUCACCCUUCGCUAUACAGGAUAGGAAAGCUACUGGCUGACUUUUGCAUAGAUGGUUUACUGAAUCUGAAUCAAAUCCAUAUUAUCUAUAGUACUGUCAGAAGUACAGAGUCCUGUUGUGGUCCAUUCUUCCCAGUUGUACAUUAUGUGAAAAUUUGCAUUUAAUUGGUUGUACUGAUUGUUGGAAUGAAA
Molecule: messenger RNA, 934 nt
Organism: Nelumbo nucifera (sacred lotus)
Lineage: Eukaryota; Viridiplantae; Streptophyta; Magnoliopsida; Proteales; Nelumbonaceae
Source: RefSeq, a predicted model, not a curated record